AUUAUUUUACUAUAAAUAUAAACAUACUCAAAGUACAACACACAACAAUGGCAGAAACCGAUCAAGCACGACCAUUAGCUCCAGUUAGAGUCCACCCAAGAAGCGAUGAUGAAGAAAAAGCUCUCAGAAAAACGAACCGUAGAAGAAAACUCAAGUUAUGUGGUUGUGUAACAUCAAUUUUACUACUACUUAUAGUCAUAGUAAUUGUCAUCUUAGUAUUCACGGUUUUUAAGGUUAAAGAUCCUAACGUAACAACAAAUGAGAUCCAUCUCACAAACUUUGGUGUCAACCUAGUUCAACUUCCAACACCUCAAGUUAAGCUCAACAUGACCAUGGUAGUGAACAUGUCUAUUAGGAAUUCUAAUAGAGCGUCCUUUAAGCUUGGGAAUAGCACGACAUCGGUGUAUUAUCGCGGUAUAUCGGUUGCGGACGCGGUGAUACCGCCGGGACUUGUGAUCAAGGCGCGGAAGACGUCGGGGUUGAAUGUUACGGUGGAUGUUAUGGCUGAUCGCCUCGCUUCUAGUCCGAAUUUGGUGGGAGAUGUGGUUCAGGGAGAGAUGAUUAUGAAUACUUAUUCGGUGAUUCCGGGGAGGGUGAAGAUUUUGUUUAUUAAGAAACAUGUUGAGGUGAAGAUGAAUUGUACUAUGACGAUUGAUAUUUCAAAGAGAGGAAUUAAGGACUUGAAUUGUAAACAUAAGGUGAAACUUUAGAGAUGGAGUUUGAAUGUUUUUGUUUUUGUAUUUUUUGGGACCUAUGCUAGAAUUCUUUAUUUUUAUUAUUUAGAAUUUUUUAAAAGAGAUUUAUUGCCAUAGCUAAGUCUAUAGAUUUAUGUGUAUGAAAUAAAUAACGAUAGCAGCAGAGUUUUGUAGGUUAUUUUUUGUCAUACU
Vicia villosa (hairy vetch) is the source of this 887-nucleotide messenger RNA. RefSeq lists its product as uncharacterized. The coding region runs from base 48 to 710 and encodes 220 amino acids. The record is from RefSeq and is a predicted model, not a curated record. NCBI's taxonomy places the organism in Eukaryota, Viridiplantae, Streptophyta, Magnoliopsida, Fabales, Fabaceae. The transcript has a single exon.